CGAGGAUAGUCUUCCUAAGCCACUGGUAUUUUCAUAUAAUAUCCGCGUAUAAUAUCAUCUACCUACCCUAGUCCACCCUUCAUGCUUUCAGAUCUGAAAUACGCAUUUAUUUUCACGUUUCCUUUGUCAUUUUCAUCAUCCCCUUAUAUUAUUUAUUGAAACUUGAAACACAAAAAAGAUUAACAAAUUAUUUCAUUUCAAUGGCUUCAACUUCUUUUCUUACUUGUAGUUUGAGUAGCUUUCCUAAGGUUUCAUGUCAAAGGUUUGAUCCACUCUCGUCCUCCUCCACCACCACCACCACCACUGUAUCCGCCAGCUCUCGGUUGUCCCUUGAAAGAUCGGUGGUGGCUGGCGGGCGUGUUUCACUAGCUAACCGGAGUUAUCUUAGCUCCGGCCACCGGACAUCUCAACAUGGCAAGAGAUCAAAGAUGGAGUUCGUAGUCUAUAGUGCUGACCAAGUUGCAGAUCUCCUGCCUUUUGGAAUUCAUCUCCCUGAAAAUUGGCCAGCAUGGAUCCCAGGAGUUGUAUUGGCUGUAGUGGUUCCAUUUUUCACAAAUAAAUGGGGCCCAUUUUCAAAAUUCAAAGAGGAACUCGACAAAGUAGAGGAGGCAGUGGAUAAUGUGGCGGAUAGGGUGGAUGAGAUCGCGGAGAAGGUGGAAGAGUUUGUCGGCGAUAUCGCUGAUGAUCUUCCCGAAGGUAGUCAACUUAGAAUGUCAUUGGAAAAAGUCGAAAAAGUAGCUGAUACCAUUGGAGACAAAGCUAAAAUGGUUUCGGAUCUAGUCGACAAGGUUAGUUAUAUCAAAUUCGUUUAACAAAUUGAAUUAGUAGUUAUUGAGAUAAAACUUAUAUUCGGUAUUUUGCUAAUUAAACAACAAGACUUAACUAAUUUGAUUAAAAAAAUGUACAUAGGAUAAAUACCUUAAUUAGUCGGUUAUACAUGGUUGUUUAUUUUUAAUACGUUAAGCAGGUUAAGUCAAAAACUAUGGCUUAAAAUAUUUUAGAUUCUAAUUAUGAAUGUAUUUUAGGUUGUCUUCAUGAAAUGAUUCAAUCUUCGAUUUUAGAUGUUUCAUUAACUAGGACACCCUAACCCCUUUUAAAAAUCCAACAUGCAUUGGAGAGUGCACUUAUU
Lactuca saligna is the source of this 1129-nucleotide messenger RNA. The record is from the annotation of a GenBank genome assembly. NCBI's taxonomy places the organism in Eukaryota, Viridiplantae, Streptophyta, Magnoliopsida, Asterales, Asteraceae.